AUGGGUCAAAUUCUCGGCACAUGGAAAACACGGCACAUUGAUCUAAAUCAAGAUGAUAAACCCACUUUUGAUAGCUCCGAUGGUUUCACAUAUAAUAGAGCUCAACGCAAAAUGGUAGCUUGUGAAGAACAUCUUGUUUCUGCUCGUAUUCCAGUUAAAUAUCGAGACUACUGCGCACACCUUCUUUUGGAUUAUCAAGUAUGCCGAUACAAGAAAAUGCCUUUCGUUCAUUUAUGCCAUCACGAGAAACAUGCAUAUUUGAACUGUGAACAAGCAGACUACGUUUUAAGGAUGAAAGAAUUUGAGAGAGAACGGAGGUUGAGAGAGAGAGAAUUAAGAGUACGGAAUAUAGAGAUUGAGCCUGAGCAUGAUCCUCAGUGUACUGGUUAA
This is a messenger RNA of Parnassius apollo (apollo), 390 nucleotides long. The record is from the annotation of a GenBank genome assembly. NCBI's taxonomy places the organism in Eukaryota, Metazoa, Arthropoda, Insecta, Lepidoptera, Papilionidae.